CCUGGACGCAGGGCUCCGCGCUCCGCACCCGCCGCGGCCGCUGCCCGCCCCGCGCCCCGCGCUCCGCGCUCGCCGACCCGGCGGAGCUCUGAGGGGGGAACGCGCGGGCCCGAGGCCGGCCCGGGAAGCCCGGGAGGGCGGCCGCGCCGCUCGUGCAGCCGCCGGCGCCUCUGGAGGGCGGAUGCGCGCGGGCCGCAGCCCCUGAAGCCGGGCCCGAGGCUAGGAGGGAGCGAUCGCAGCCCAGAGGGGCCGAACUGGGAGAUGGACAGGAACCAGCGCGUGGCGGCGGGCCCUGCCCUGCGGCGGUGGCUGCUGCUGGGGGCCGUGACAGUGGGGCUCCUGGCCCAGAGCGUCCUGGCGGGCGUGAAGAAGCCUGACGUGCCCUGCGGAGGGAGGGACUGCAGCGGGGGCUGCCAGUGCUACCCCGAGAAAGGAGGACGGGGCCAGCCAGGGCCAGUGGGCCCCCAGGGAUACAACGGGCCCCCCGGCUUGCAAGGAUUCCCAGGACUGCAGGGCCGCAAAGGUGACAAGGGCGAGAGGGGGGCUCCCGGCAUCACAGGACCAAAGGGAGACGUGGGAGCAAGAGGUGUUUCUGGAUUCCCUGGUGCCGACGGAAUUCCUGGGCACCCGGGGCAAGGCGGGCCCAGAGGACGACCCGGCUACGAUGGCUGCAACGGGACCGUGGGCGACGCAGGCUACGCGGGACCCGUGGGCCCGGACGGCUUCCCCGGGGCCCCCGGGCCCCAAGGACCCAAAGGUCAGAAAGGCGAACCCUACGCCCUGUCCAGGGAGGACCGUGACAAAUACAGGGGGGAACCUGGAGGGCCCGGACUGGUCGGUUUCCAGGGGCCCCCUGGCCGCCCUGGGCCUGUGGGGCAGAUGGGUCCGGUUGGAGCUCCAGGAAGACCAGGCCCGCCUGGACCCCCUGGACCGAAAGGACAGCCAGGCAACAGGGGACUUGGUUUCUACGGAGAAAAAGGUGAAAAGGGCGACAUGGGACAGCCGGGACCCAACGGGAUUCCGUCAGACAACCAGCAUGCCAUCAUUGGGCCCACGAAGGAGACGAUCCACCUAGAUCAGUAUAAGGGCGAAAAAGGAAGCGAGGGGGAGCCAGGAGGAAAGGGCAUCUCCUUGAAGGGGGAAGAAGGCGUCGUGGGCUUCUCAGGAGCACGGGGUGCCCCUGGCUUCGACGGUGAGAAAGGUUCGCUGGGACAGAAAGGAAGCCGAGGACUAGACGGUUACCAAGGACCUGACGGAUACCCAGGACCCAAGGGAGAAACAGGAGACCCAGGGCCCCCCGGCCCGCCAGCCUACUCCCCUCACCCGUCUCUGGCCAAAGGUGCCAGAGGUGACCCAGGAUUCCCAGGAGCCCUCGGGGACCCGGGAGCCCGGGGCGAGCCAGGAGACCCCGGCCCGCCAGGUCUCCCUGGCACGUCCAUCAGAGAUGAAGAUGAGAAGAGAGGCUUGCCUGGUGAAAUGGGACCGAAAGGCUUCCCAGGAGAGCCGGGCGACCCCGCACUGUACCCCGGCCCACCAGGAACUGAUGGACAGCCAGGGCUCCGAGGGCCCCCUGGCCCUCCUGGACCACCUGGACCAGACGGUUUCCUUUUCGGCCUUAAAGGAUCAAAAGGAAGGAUAGGCUACCCGGGGCCAUCGGGUUUUCCCGGGGCUCGCGGACAGAAAGGAUGGAAAGGUGAUGCCGGGGACUGUAGGUGUGCAGAGGGCGACCAGUUCGUCGGGGGCCUUCCGGGGCUGCCAGGACCCAAGGGCUUCCCAGGCAUCAAUGGGGAGCCAGGGAGGAAAGGCGGCCAAGGAGACCCGGGCCAGCACGGCAUCCCCGGGUUCCCGGGCUUCAAGGGAGCCCCUGGUGAGACUGGACCUCCUGGGCCCAAAGGAAUAAAGGGAGAUUCCAGAACAAUCACCACCAAAGGUGAGCGAGGACAGCCCGGUGUCCCAGGUGUGCCAGGGACGAAAGGGGACGAUGGCCUCCCGGGGCGAGACGGACUCGAUGGCUUCCCGGGCCUCCCAGGCCCUCCUGGUGAUGGCAUCAAAGGCCCCCCAGGGGAUGCGGGCUACCCAGGAGCACCCGGCACCAAGGGCAUUCCAGGAGAAAGCGGGCCCCCAGGACUGGGCCUGCCUGGCCCCAAAGGCGACCGCGGUUUCCCCGGAGAUGCUGGAUUACCUGGACCGCCAGGCUUCCCCGGGCCUCCUGGCCUCCCAGGCACUCCGGGACAGAUAGAUUGUGAUACAGGUGUGAAAAGGCCCAUCGGAGCAGACGGACAGGAGACCAUCCAGCCAGGUUGCGUCGGAGGGCCCAAGGGAUCGCCAGGCCUGCCGGGCCCCCCAGGCGCCCCAGGUGUCAAAGGCCUCAGAGGGAUUCCAGGAUUGUCAGGAGCUGACGGAUCACCAGGGCUCAAGGGUCUCCCGGGAGACCCGGGCCGGGAGGGAUUCCCAGGACCCCCAGGGUUCGUGGGGCCCCGAGGAUCCAAAGGCGCAGUAGGCCCCCCUGGCCUGGAUGGGGCCGCAGGUCCCUCGGGCCUGCCAGGGCCGGUCGGGCCCCCAGGGGACAGGGGCCUUCCUGGAGAAGUCCUGGGGGCCCAGCCCGGGCCCCGGGGAGACGCUGGACUGCCUGGACACCCUGGACUGAGAGGUCCUCCGGGAGAGAGAGGUCUGCCUGGAUUCCGGGGGAGCCAGGGGAUGCCGGGGAUGCCGGGCCUGAAGGGUCAGCCAGGCUUCCCAGGACCGUCGGGCCAGCCGGGCCUGCCCGGGCCGCCAGGACAGCAUGGCUUCCCAGGAGCUCCUGGCCGGGAAGGGCCCUUGGGGCCGCCGGGCACCCCUGGCUUCGGAGGUCUGCCUGGAGACAGAGGGGACCCAGGGGACACAGGCUUCCCUGGCCCUGUGGGCAUGAAGGGUGAACCCGGUGAUAGAGGUACCCCUGGUCUGCUGGGCCAGACGGGUCAUCCUGGAAACCCUGGAUUUAAAGGAAUGGCCGGAAUGCCUGGUGCCCCGGGACCAAAAGGCGGUAGAGGUUCACCCGGGAUGGACGGUUUCCAAGGCAUGCUCGGGCUCAAGGGGAGACCCGGGCUCCCGGGGAGCAAAGGAGAGGCCGGAUUUUUUGGAAUUCCAGGGCUGAAGGGCCUGGCUGGCGAGCCGGGCGUGAAAGGCAGCCGUGGGGACCCUGGCCCCCCAGGACCACCUCCCAUCAUACAGCCGGGAAUGAAAGACAUUAAAGGAGAGAAAGGAGAUGAAGGCCCCAUGGGACUGAAAGGGUACCUGGGCUUGAAAGGCGUACCAGGAAUGCCGGGGAUCCCCGGGCUGUCAGGAGCCCCUGGGUUGCCGGGGAAACCAGGCUACAUCAAAGGAGUCAAAGGAGACACCGGAGUCCCCGGCGUGCCUGGGUCACCAGGAUUCCCCGGCGUGCCCGGCCCCCCCGGAAUCUCAGGGUUUCCGGGGUUCACGGGCAGCAGGGGUGACAAGGGAGUUCCGGGGAGAGCUGGCCUUUACGGAGAGACUGGCCGCACCGGUGAUUUCGGUGACAUUGGAGACAGCAUCGACUUACCAGGAAGCCCGGGUCUGAAGGGAGAACGGGGCAUCGCUGGAGCACCAGGUCUGAAGGGAUUCUUCGGACAGAAAGGAACAGAGGGUGACGUCGGCUUUCCCGGGAUCACAGGCCUGACAGGAGUCCAAGGCCCUCCCGGACUCAAAGGGCAAACAGGCUUCCCAGGACUGACAGGGCUGCAGGGGCCUCAGGGAGAGCCAGGCCGGGCCGGAGUGCCAGGCGCCAAGGGAGACUACGGCUGGCCAGGGACUCCAGGCUUACCAGGUCUGCCCGGCAUCCGAGGCAUCAGCGGAUUACACGGCCUGCCAGGCACCAAAGGCUUUCCAGGAUCCCCAGGUGCGGACGCCUACGGAGACCCCGGCUUCCCAGGUCCUGCGGGGGACAGGGGUGACUCAGGAGAGGCCAACGCCCUUCCAGGCCCUGCUGGCGCCCCGGGCCAGAAAGGGGAGCGUGGCACCCCAGGGGAACGAGGCCCAGUUGGGAGUCCAGGACUUCAGGGAUUUCCAGGCAUCACGCCCCCUUCCAACAUCUCUGGGUCACCGGGGGACACAGGAGCGCCCGGGAUAUUUGGCCUGGAAGGUUACCGAGGCCCCCCCGGGCCACCGGGUCCUGCCGCUCUUCCUGGAAGCAAAGGAGAAGAGGGGAACACAGGAACCCCCGGAAACGCAGGGCCCAAAGGCUGGGGCGGGGACCCCGGGCCCCAGGGCCGGCCUGGUGUGUCCGGACUCCCCGGAGGAAAAGGGCCCAGAGGUGAGCAGGGAUUCAUGGGAAACAUAGGCGCCACCGGGAGUGUGGGUGACCGAGGCCCCAAGGGACCCAAAGGAGACCGAGGACGCCCAGGUUCCCCUGGCGCUGUGGGGGCCCCAGGGAUUGCAGGAAUCCCCCAGAAGAUUGCCGUCCAGCGGGGGCCAGUGGGUCCGCAGGGAAGGAGAGGCCUGCCGGGGGCUCCGGGGGAGAUGGGGCCCCAGGGCCCCCCGGGAGAGCCAGGUUUCCGUGGGGCUCCGGGGAAGGCCGGGCCCCAGGGAAGAGGCGGUGUGUCGGCCGUUCCCGGAUUCCGAGGAGACCAGGGGCCCAUGGGGCAGCAGGGGCCCAUUGGCCAGGAAGGGGAGCCAGGCCGCCCCGGGAGCCCCGGCCUGCCCGGCAUGCCGGGCCGCAGCGUCAGCAUCGGCUACCUCCUGGUGAAGCACAGCCAGACGGACCGGGAGCCCAUGUGCCCCGUGGGCAUGAGCAAGCUCUGGAGCGGGUUCAGCCUACUCUACUUCGAAGGCCAGGAGAAAGCCCACAACCAGGACCUGGGGCUGGCGGGCUCCUGCCUGGCCCGCUUCAGCACCAUGCCCUUCCUGUACUGCAACCCCGGCGACACCUGCUACUACGCCAGCCGCAACGACAAGUCCUACUGGCUGUCCACCACCGCCCCGCUGCCCAUGAUGCCCGUGGCCGAGGAGGACAUCAGGCCCUACAUCAGCCGCUGCUCCGUGUGCGAGGCCCCGGCCGUGGCCAUCGCAGUCCACAGUCAGGACGUCUCCAUCCCCCACUGCCCGGCUGGAUGGCGGAGUUUGUGGAUCGGCUAUUCCUUCCUCAUGCACACGGCCGCGGGCGACGAGGGCGGCGGCCAGUCGCUGGUGUCGCCGGGCAGCUGCCUGGAGGACUUCCGCGCCACGCCCUUCAUCGAGUGCAACGGGGCCCGCGGGACCUGCCACUACUACGCCAACAAGUACAGCUUCUGGCUCAGCACCAUCCCCGAGCGCAGCUUCCAGAGCGCGCCGGCCGCCGACACGCUCAAGGCGGGGCUGGUGCGCACGCACGUCAGCCGCUGCCAGGUGUGCAUGAAGAACCUGUGAGCCCGGCCCGGCCGCCGGGCCGCCUUGGUGCUUCUUAACUUAUUACCUCAGGUGCCGCCCCAAACAUCGCCUUCAUUUCCUUCCUUUAUAAAACAAAAGUAACCAAAGGAAUUGAGCACCAGCCCUUAGACCAAACCGCGCCUCGCCGUCCGCGGGCGCCGCCCCGCCCCGCCCCUGGCCACGCCCCCUACCGCCCCCGCCCCCUCCCGGCUCGACGCCGUUCGCGCCCCCCUCCCCCACGGCGGUCUAAGCAGCUAACCUCCCACUGUGCACCUGUGUAUUCACGGCCCUUUCAGCCGCCACAGAUAACCCACUUAUUUAACUCACUUGAUGGGGUGGUGUAGACAGACAAAGCCACGCAGCCCAAGGGCUCCCGAACUCGCGCCCGCUGCUCCCACACGAGGGCCUCGUGGGAGGGGUCUCGAAGCCAGCUUGACGACAGCGUCUUCUCCCGAACACCUUGACGCGGAGCGCCUACGGUGCUUCUUCCUGUAAAAGCCACUGGGAUUCGCACACCAGCUGCUUCCCACGGCGUCCCUGCAGACCACGGGGCCCGGCAAGACCCGCGUGGGGGCAGAGCCCUUCCCGCGGGUGCGCCCGCCAGGCGGGGGCGCAAACCUCGCAGCCGGCGGCGCUGCCUCUGCCGCCCCGGGCUGCGCCGGAGCCUGCGCCCCGCUCUGCGGCGCCUUGUACUCCUAGGCCUGCGCCAUCCUCCGUAACGACCACGCAAUAAAAGUUGGUUUUGGACAUUUUUAUACCCCAA
Messenger RNA from Camelus dromedarius (Arabian camel), 6163 nucleotides. RefSeq names its product collagen type IV alpha 2 chain (gene COL4A2). Gene Ontology annotation, biological process: glomerular basement membrane development; collagen-activated tyrosine kinase receptor signaling pathway. The coding region runs from base 262 to 5400 and encodes 1712 amino acids. The transcript has 48 exons. Gene Ontology annotation, molecular function: extracellular matrix structural constituent conferring tensile strength. The record is from RefSeq and is a predicted model, not a curated record. Lineage: Eukaryota; Metazoa; Chordata; Mammalia; Artiodactyla; Camelidae. Gene Ontology annotation, cellular component: collagen type IV trimer.